Molecule: messenger RNA, 588 nt
Organism: Closterium sp. Yama58-4
Lineage: Eukaryota; Viridiplantae; Streptophyta; Zygnematophyceae; Desmidiales; Closteriaceae
Source: the annotation of a GenBank genome assembly
AUGUCAGCAGUAGUCACAACUACUGCUAGUAGUAGUAGUAGCAGCAGCCGAGCUCAAGCUCCUGCUGAUUAUCUGGUGACUCUGGCUCCUGGUGAUCAUCUGGUGAAGAAGCGCGCUCAGGCGCCUAAGCUGCAAGCACAUGCGGGGCGGAAGAACCGCGGCGAGAUCAUGGUCACAGAAAUACGGGUGGGUGCAAACGGCCUCGGUAAAGCAGCAACAGCAGCAGCAGCAGCAGCAGCAGCAGCAGCAGCAGCAGCAGCAGCAGCAGCAGCAGCAGCAGCAGCAGCAGCAGCAGCAGCAGCAGCAGCAGCAGCAGCUGCAGCAGCAGCAGCAGCAGCAGCUGCAGCAGCAGCAGCAGCAGCAGCAGCAGCAGCAGCAGCAGCAGCAGCAGCAGCAGCAGCAGCAGCAGCAGCAGCAGCAGCAGCAGCAGCAGCAGCAGCAGCAGCAGCAGCAGCAGCAGCAACAGCAGUAGCAGCAGCAGCGGCAACAUCAGUGGCUACAGCAAGAGCAGCAGCAGCACUCUCACUUCCAGGCUUUCAAUGCAGUUCCAUCUCCUGCCCUUUCCCCAACUCCCCUCUCCUCUGUUAA